Megalops cyprinoides (Indo-Pacific tarpon) is the source of this 3690-nucleotide messenger RNA. Its product is annotated as zinc finger protein 814. The record is from RefSeq and is a predicted model, not a curated record. Gene Ontology annotation, molecular function: sequence-specific DNA binding; DNA-binding transcription factor activity, RNA polymerase II-specific. Lineage: Eukaryota; Metazoa; Chordata; Actinopteri; Elopiformes; Megalopidae. Gene Ontology annotation, cellular component: nucleus. The coding region runs from base 351 to 3404 and encodes 1017 amino acids. Gene Ontology annotation, biological process: regulation of transcription by RNA polymerase II. The transcript is spliced from 2 exons.
UAUGGGCAUAGACAACAACAAAGCAGAAGGCAUGAAUGGAACGAAAGGAUCAAAUGUAAAAUAAAAAUAGACAAGUAGCUAUCUAGCUUAGUUAGUCAUCCAGAUGUGUUCGGAAGCUACUCGUUUUCGGUUAUUAAGCUUUCACUCCCUAAUAUCUAAAAAUCUAAAAUUAGCCUAGCCAGCGAAUUAGUUAGCUGCUUAGCUUGCAUAACUAGCAAUUCUGAACCCUUACACAUAUGAGUGAUGCAGAGGGAACUCUCAUUUGGCUUUUUCAGCCUAAUUCAGCAUACUGGCUGAAGUAGAAGAAGAAACACGUUGAAAGCAGAGACUCCGGUAUCUCCACGCUCCCUAUGCUUGGACUCCAGGACAGCAGUACUGGCGGCGCUCUGCCGACCAAAACCUACAGGUGUGUGGCAUGUUCAGCUACAUUCCCGGGGCUAUCUUCUUUAUUGGUGCACCAGGCAUCCCAUGCAAAUGAUGGUAAUUCACUGGAUAGGCUUCAGCCACCUCCCGCCUCUUCUACGCAGCCAUGCUGCUCCCACUGUGGGGUGAUAUUUUCCAGUCAAGAGUUCUUGAAGAAGCACCACUGCAGUGCCUCUUCCUUCCCUUCCUCUUCGUCCGAAGAGUUCCAGCAUCUCGGCUCCAUGCCGGAGCAGAAAGGAUCGCACACCGAACGCCCUCAGCCUCAUAACCCGGCUGUGGAUGAGGCAAACGCGUUGGAAACGAACGGGUCCGCUUCCAGCCCACCUGGCCAAACGAAUCCAACCCCCAGUCAGGGUUUCAGCCCCGCCUGCAGCUCCCAUCCAGUACCAUCUGAUCUCCACAUCGCUUCACAGCCGCCCAGCACAGUAACUACCAGCAACGGUCCUGUCAUGCAGGAGCAUCUUACUUCAAGCCCUGGGUCUCAGCCUGUGGGAUUCACACCAUUGCCAACCUUCACAACACCGCAGGAUCAGUCCUCGUUCGCAGGAGCUCCGCCUGUCCCGUCUUUUCUCCCUCCGUCUGAUCCCACCUCCAGUGGCAGAGUCCUCCAACCGAAAGAGCUCAAACCGGCGAAGAAGAAAACCUUGAAGAAGAUGCUGUUUUCGGAGUUCAUGAAGCGCUUGCCACCAUCGCAGUUAACUUGGAGGCCUAACAAGGGGGUUGUAUCCUCCAAAAACGCGGUAAGCAUCAGAGCCUCAGCAGCAGAAGGAGCAGCACCCUCACCAGGAACGUCUGUUACUCAGUUACGGCGACUGCUGACUAAAUCUGGCACGAAAACAAAAGCAGCCUCCCGAGCGUCAGCUAUUCUAAAUGUUAUCAAUUCAAAUAAACAGUCCACCAACAUUGUAAGCAGAGUUGUGAGUUUAACCAGGACUUUCCUUCCUGUGGUGGCUCUUGAGACGAGGCAAACGUUGAGGGGCAUUAGCAUGGAUGGUUCAGAGGGGCAACACCAAUGUGGCUGCUGCCGGAGGAUUUUCCAAGAUGUAGACAGUCUGAUACUGCAUCAUGUUGUGCACAAGAAAGAAAGGGUAUAUGGUUGCCGGCAGUGUGGACAGCUUCUUAUAAGUAGAGUGCCCAUUUCGGAGAACCAUAUUUGUCAGAUGGCCUCCAUGCAGAGUAGCCAGGAAAUAUUCUCAGUGGGAACUGUACUCCACUCACCGUCAAGCACCCAGGCACGCCUCAGUCAAGAGGGCACCGUGGCAGGUUUCAAAACCUUGCAGGGAAGGCGCUCCACGUCUGUUACCAAGAAGCUUUUUCACUGUUCCCUGUGUAAUCACAAAUACACUCGUUUAUACAGCCUAAAAACGCACAAGUGUCAAUGGCUGUUGUCCCUGCAGCAAGCUAACAGCACCCACAAGAUGGAUGGAUUCUAUUCAAUAGAAAGGGAGACAACAGUUGGUGGGGGGCUGAAAAUAAAUGAGAUACAGAAUGAGGCGGUAGAAGAUGUAGCUUCACAGGUUCAAAAAAGUGUGGCAGUAGGCACUGAAACCCCUCACCAUAUCAAGUUUGAGACUUUUGAAGCACAGUCUGUGUCAGGAGAAUUAUUCCCUCACACUCAGCAGGUUGACGCUGCACAUUCAGAAUUGGGUUUGUGGUCUGGUUCAGCAAAAAGCUUCAUGCCCUUUCUUUCCAAAUCAGCCAAACACACGCCAUUCCGAAACGUAGAUUCGGGGACCAAGGGAGAGUGUGGUGUUUCUGUGCAGCACCAUGCAGGUGUACUACAACAGACUGUGGGAGAGGGCAAAGGAGAAUGCAAGACAGAAAAUGAGCGCACACUGCAAGAACAACAGGGACAGUGGACCAUGCCAAUAGAUUAUUCAGAAGUUGAUUUGCUGAUAGAUGCAGAGGAAGGUGGUGGUGAUGACCACAUUGAAUCCGCAGUUGGGGAUUCUGUGGAUUCCACAAACGAACAGACCCACUCUCAGGAAGUUGCCUUUCUAAGAGGAGGGAAGUGCUUCAUCUGCAGUCAAUGUGGUAGAGGCUAUACUCGACGCUUCACCUUGCACCAGCAUCAAAAGAAGUGUCACCUAGGGAUAAGGGCACCAAUGCAGCACACUGUUAGGAAGGCAAUUAAAAUCAAUAAACACUCGGGGGGAAAACAGCACUUUGAUUGUCCCCAGUGUAGGAGGAGCUUCAGCCACAGAGAUGCACUUGUCCUUCAUAAAAAGAACUGUCAGCCAAGGAACAGAAGAGGGGAUGGGAACAGUAGCCACAUUGGCACAGAGGAUAGAAGCAGGAUGCACGUGGAACAUGCACAAAACCAGGGAAGGAUGUUUGUGUUGCCACCACCUCCAGGGGAAAAAUCCAACCGGGCAGGAAACCAGAAUCAGUCAGCUGGUGGAGAUUGGGGCAUAAUGUCAUUGCCCUCUGUACUGCCUAGGAGGGUGACUUGUGAGUGUGGAGCAGGGUUCACCUGUCCUCGGUUGCUGUUUGAGCACCUGCAGAUGCACACCCAAGAGACCUACAUCUGUCCCGAUUGUGGUGAAAGCUUGCAGUCCUGGCCAGCCUUCGAGUCUCACCUUCGCUCACAUCAGCUCUCCAUGUGUCCAAAGUGUAACAGGAGUUUCACUCUACACAGUUCACUGGUCAGGCACCUACGCGAAAACCUCUGCAUUCCUGAUUCCAGGAAGGAGAAGAAACACUGUUGUUCACGCUGCAACCUGGUGCUGCCUAAUGCCCUUAGUCUCAAGCUCCACAUGCAGAGCCCCCCUUGUAAACCUUCCCGCAGUCUCCUACGCUGCCCUGUGUGCAUACGGGCAUUUAGGAGUAUACCAGGGCUCCAGAGACACCUGUCAUUCCACAGCAAGCCUAAUGGCUUCCUUUGUCACAUCUGCGAGCGUGGCUACCGAAGCAUGAGUGCACUAAUGGACCACCGAAGGAAAGUCCAUUGUGUAGUAAGGGAGGAGAAGCAGUCCAGUUAGGAGAGGGUUCAUGAGGUGCCAUUUUGAACAUUCCAAAGGAAAAUGGAUUGAGACACAUCAAUGGGACACUUGAAACUUGGGGGUUCAAAGGCAGAGUUUUUCGCCACACAAUAGAAGGUUAAUAUAUGAAUUUCUUGUAUAAAAUUGGUGAAAUGAGCAUAUUAAAAGGUGAAUAUGGAAUAUCAGGAUGGACAAUGGGUCAGAAACAUUUUUACCAGCAAUUUCACAAAAAAAAUGGAGGAAACAACAUGCUCAUAGGUUUGUUCUGACUAGCAAAAUAUUCUGU